AUGCCCCGGAAGCGAGUGAGUUUAAUCCACAUACAGCUGGUGUUAACGGCGGCUUGCUCUUCCUCGGCGCCGCCCCUCUUCCCGCUCACGCUUCUCCUGCUGGCGGAUCGCUGCGAGGCGGCGGGCACAGCCUGCGACAACAACGUGCCAUGCUCUUCUGGAUGCCCUACCGGCGAGUAUGGCACAUCGCUGUGCGACGGCACCUUCACGGGCACCAGGGUGGAUCUGGACAACCAAGAGCUGUCGGGCACCAUCCCUCCGCAGCUGGGUGACAACUCGCAGCUGCGGGAACUUUACCUAGACGGCAACGCCGUCUCGGGCACCAUCCCUGCGGAUAUGCGCAGACUCUGGCAGCUGCAGAAUCUUUACCUGCACGGCAACUCCAUCUCGGGCACCAUCCCUGAGACGGACAAGUGGUGGCAGCUGAAGGAACUCUACCUGUACAACAAUGACAUCUCCGGAACGGUGCCGUCGCAGCUCAAGGACCUGCCUCUGAAGUACUGCAAGCUGGGCGGCACCAACCAAUUCGCCUGCCCCCUGCCCGCCCUUCCCGAUAUCUGCAUCUCGGGCUCGUACUACCCGACGGAGCGCAUUGUGUAUACCGAGGCGGUGCCCGGGCUGUCUGCAGUGGUGGUCUACCGUCACCCCGCCAGCGGCCCGGCGGGUUCGGCUUAG
Emiliania huxleyi CCMP1516 is the source of this 675-nucleotide messenger RNA. RefSeq lists its product as hypothetical. The transcript has 3 exons. Lineage: Eukaryota; Haptophyta; Isochrysidales; Noelaerhabdaceae. Gene Ontology annotation, cellular component: plasma membrane. Gene Ontology annotation, molecular function: protein binding. The record is from RefSeq and is a predicted model, not a curated record. Bases 1 to 675 code for a protein of 224 amino acids.